AUGAACUUACGAGAACCACUUUUACGUGGUAUCUACGGAUAUGGUCUCGAACGUCCUGCAGAUAUUCAACAACGUGCUCUUAAACCGUGUAUUUCGGGUUACGAUGUGAUUGCGCAAGCACAAUCAGGUACAGGCAAAACGAUAACUUUCAUCAUUGCAGUUUUACAACAACUCAACGUGGACUGCAAAGACUGUCAAGCAUUAAUUCUGGCACCAACGCGUGAACUGGCUCAAGGAAUCCAUAGACUAGUUUUAGUACUAGGUGAACAUAUGAAUGUGACAUGCCAUGCUUGUAUUGGUGGUGUGAAUAUUCAUGAGGAUAUGAAACGGCUUGAAGCAGGUGUUCAAGUGGUUGUUGGUACACCUGGUCGGACCUAUGAUAUGUUAAAGAGAUCAGCACUUCGUACGUGA
This is a messenger RNA of Rotaria sp. Silwood2, 411 nucleotides long. Lineage: Eukaryota; Metazoa; Rotifera; Eurotatoria; Philodinida; Philodinidae. The record is from the annotation of a GenBank genome assembly.